AUGGCGAACCGGGUCUACGACGCCUGCUCCGGACUUACUUAUAACAACGUUCCGCUUAGCUCACUGAUCAAGGACGCGGGAGGGUUCAUGUCAGACGCCAUGACGAGCAUCGUGAAGAUGGCGACUGGGCUGACGGACGUGGCCAUCAACGUCGACAAGACAAAUGGCAAAUGCUACAGUGGUCCCAAGGCGCUUCCGAAGUCUACCUCUUGCUGCGAUAACAUGACUGUGCCUGGAAACUGCCCUGCUGGCGUGGUUGACGCCAACCAGUUCAGCCAGUCGCUUGGGAAGAUUAAGAGCACUGCGACGUGUGGAAAUGCUACAGCGGCAUCCCCACCACCGCCCCCAAAGAGUGCUAAUGUUGCCACCGUUUCCCUUGUGACGCUAGUGUGCAUGUUUGCAGGCAUGAUGCUGAUUUAA
Messenger RNA from Closterium sp. Naga37s-1, 420 nucleotides. The record is from the annotation of a GenBank genome assembly. NCBI's taxonomy places the organism in Eukaryota, Viridiplantae, Streptophyta, Zygnematophyceae, Desmidiales, Closteriaceae.